This is a messenger RNA of Pelobates fuscus (common spadefoot toad), 1100 nucleotides long. RefSeq lists its product as uncharacterized. Bases 267 to 989 code for a protein of 240 amino acids. The transcript is spliced from 8 exons. Lineage: Eukaryota; Metazoa; Chordata; Amphibia; Anura; Pelobatidae. The record is from RefSeq and is a predicted model, not a curated record.
AGAGAAGACACGUGCUUUCAUGCGAUCUACAAACACAAAAGGAUUAUAUUGACAAGGAUUAUAUUGACUUAAAGGAUUUUUCACCACUGGGGGCAAUGCUAUUUGUCUCUGACAAAAUUGAAGAAUUGAAUCAAAAAGACUUCAGCUGAAUAGCAAUCAGAAAUCAAAAACGUAUUCACGAUAACCGUCCAGCGAUUGCGGUCUCUGUCUAAAAACCCAACACCACCUGUUACGUCUCUGCAGCUGUAUCUUACCACCAUUUAAAAAUGCAUCGGGUUUUAGCGCAAUGCCUCGUUAUUUUCGCAUCCGUUUCUCUCUGCGUUUCUCCCUGUACUCACAAUGUAACGUUUAAAGGAGCAGACAGCAACAAGACACAGAAGAAGAUGGGAAGUUGUCAUUUAGCGGACAACAAGGAACAGGAGGAGUGGAAAGAACAUGGUUCUGCCCAUUGCACAAUAACCAUACAGGAAUAUACAGAUGUCCAUGUCAUAUGUACUAAUGUACCCGGACUGAAAAUGGCAAAAGCAACCUGGAACAUGACUAAACUUAUUCAUUGUACGACUGAUAAACCUGGGGAAAAUGAGAACGGAACGUUUACUUAUUCCAACAAUACUUUAACUCUAAAACUCAAAAAUGUCACUAAACCAGGCAACUAUGGCUUGAUGAUCGAGAUAAACAGAGACUCAAUAAAAACCUCAGAUUGUAAUGAGGACCUGGAUGUGACAGGUAAGUCUGACACCCAAAGCGAUAAUCCAAACAAUCGGGGGCGUAGUUGGCAAUUACCGCUGGGUAUCUUCGUGGCUGUGCUCUUAGGCGGUUUUGCAGUUUAUGCCUUGUGGAGACAUAAACAAAAGAGAUCUAAGAAGUUACUUCGGGCUCAGUUUAGUGAAAUUCUACAAUCGAUGCAAUUACUGAUUAAUAACCAACAGAAGGAGGCAAGCUGCCCAAAUUGCCAGUGUUGUGUAGACCUAGAGAAGCCAAUGUUAUGAAGCAAUUACGUAACGAAAAACCCUGUGAGUUACUGCAAUGGAUGCUGAACAUUACACAUGGACCCAAAAUUCUGAAGCCAAUGGAAGGGUUUUUUUUUGUGUGUUUUUUUU